Molecule: messenger RNA, 1077 nt
Organism: Fulvia fulva
Lineage: Eukaryota; Fungi; Ascomycota; Dothideomycetes; Mycosphaerellales; Mycosphaerellaceae
Product: Cyanide hydratase
Exons: 1
Coding region: 1-1077 (358 amino acids)
Biological process (GO): cyanide catabolic process
Molecular function (GO): cyanide hydratase activity
Source: RefSeq, a predicted model, not a curated record
AUGGUCGCCAAGAUCCGCAAGUACAAGGCCGCCGCCGUCAACGCCGAGCCAGGAUGGCUCGAUCUCGAGAAGUCCGUCCAGAAGACCAUCCACUGGAUCAACGAAGCCGGCAAAGCGGGAUGCAAGCUCAUCGCAUUCCCUGAGCUCUGGAUUCCUGGCUACCCAUACUGGAUGUGGCGCGUCAACUACCAGGAGUCCCUCCCCCUGCUCAAGAAGUACCGCGAGCAGUCUUUGCCAUCAGAUUCGCCGGAGAUGCAUCGCAUCAGAGCCGCAGCCAAAAAGAAUUCCAUUUUCGUCUCCUUGGGCUAUUCUGAGGUCGAUCUCAACAGCUUGUACACCAGUCAAGUGAUGAUCGACUCCUCCGGAAACAUCAUCAACCACCGCCGCAAGAUCCGCGCCACACACGUUGAGCGUCUCGUCUUCGGUGACGGCACCGGCGAUACCACCUCCAUGGUCGUCGACACCGAGAUUGGCCGCAUCGGCCACCUCAACUGCUGGGAGAACAUGAACCCAUUUCUCAAGGCAUACGCCGUCUCCCUCGGCGAGGAAGUCCACAUCGCAGCCUGGCCACUCUACCCACACGCCAACACCCUCACGUACCCAGACCCAUACACCAACAUCAGCGACGCCAACGCCGACAUCGUCACCCCAGCCUACGCCAUCGAGACCGGCUCCUUUACUCUCGCGCCCUUCCAGAUGAUCUCAAAGGAAGGCGUCGACCUCCAGACUCCUCCAGGAAAGGAACGCGAGGACCACCACAUCUACAACGGCAAUACCAGAAUCUUCGGUCCAGAUGGUCAGCCACGCAUCAAGCGUCCCUCAGAGGACUUCGAAGGGUUGGUUUUUAUUGAUAUUGAUUUGGAUGAGGCGCAUCUGAGCAAGGCGCUGAAUGACUUUGGGGGUCAUUACAUGCGUCCGGAUCUGAUUCGUUUGGUGGUGGAUACUGAUCGUAAGAAUCUUGUGAGUAAGGUUACAGGGCCGGGGACUCAUGAGGUUGUUAGCACGAUUGAGCGUACCGGUCUCAACAAGCCGUUGAAGGAGGAUGAGGAUGGGGAGCCGGAUGUUGAGCACCUGUGA